AUGACAGGUAAGACGAGGAGGCAUGCCUCCGCGUACAACAGCCGAGACGCGGUGAUAGAUGUCGAAAAACAGCCCUUCCGGCCUAAACACCACCGACAACAUAGCCACAGCUCGUUCGACUCAGAUAGUGGUGACGACUCUGUGACCUCCUCCGCUGCUUCCUAUCAACCCAUGCUAGACAGUCCCGCACGCCGCCGUCCCCGGCCCGUGACGGGGUUCUAUCGCGUGCCCAAUCGGAUCAUGAGGCGACUGUGCUUUGGGUUGUUCAUCGCGCUCGUACUCUUCAUCCUUACCCUCUUUCGAUUCACAAUCAGAUCCUCCGUUACCCAGGUCCCCCUCGAAGUUCCAAAGACAACCCCAAAACCGCCCCAGUGGGAGAGUUUCCCUUUUCUAAAACGAUAUCAUGGUGACAACCCAGAUGUGAUGGGACUGGGGGGCGAUGCCGAAGCGAAUGCAACAGGCCUCCAAGCUCGGGAUGAGGCUCUGCCCAUUUCUAGUCUAGCUUUCGAUCCGUACCCCAACUACACCUCACCGGAAUACAUUGCAAAAUACGGCGAGAAACGGGAAUGCUUCUUAGACGAAAAAGAAACAAUGCGUAUUCCCCUGGUUCAUUCCUAUCCUGGUGUGCCUCGUGGGUUUCCAGAAGCCGUCAUGGGCUCAAAUGAAGAGAUAGGCAUUCGGGAUGAUGUCUGCUUUGAUCGCUUUGGCCGCUUAGGUCCCUAUGGGUUAGGAUAUAGUGUCAGGAAAGGUGGCAUUGGUGCUGGCUUGGAAGGCCAUCGAGAAGGCGCGGAACAUGUCUGGGAUGAAUAUCCACCAGUGGACUUUCGCAAAGUCGACUGGGCUGCCGCUCAGAAUCGGUGCCUGGUAGCAAAUGGUCAUCGCUUCAAAGACCUCCCACAGCCGCGUUCGAAUCGCUUCCUGUCUAUGCCAAUCGGUGCUCGAGACUCAAAUGACAAACCUCAUGAGGCUGCUCCUGUCGACCCUGAGCUGCCUCAAGCGGGGACAGGGCGCUUGCCUCGAACAGCGGUGAUUAUACGGACGUGGCAUGACUUUCACUAUACUCCGGAGGAUAUAUUGUAUCUGCGAUCGUUGAUCUCCGAACUCUCUCUGCUUUCCGGUGGAGAGUACACGAUUCACUUUCUAGUGCAUGUCAAAGAUGAGAAUCUCCAAAUCUGGUCUGAUGAUGAGACGUACGAACGGGUGCUAAAGGAUGCCCUGCCAGAAGAAUUCCGCGGCAUGGGUACUCUUUGGUCGGAGCGACAGAUGUCCCUUCUAUACUCCGGACUGGAAGAAACAUGA
This is a messenger RNA of Aspergillus nomiae NRRL 13137, 1299 nucleotides long. RefSeq lists its product as uncharacterized. Lineage: Eukaryota; Fungi; Ascomycota; Eurotiomycetes; Eurotiales; Aspergillaceae. The transcript is spliced from 2 exons. Bases 1 to 1299 code for a protein of 432 amino acids. The record is from RefSeq and is a predicted model, not a curated record.